CUGACGUAUCUAAACUACUGAUGGAGGCUUUUGCUCUUCAGAAGGAGCUCUUGGUGGACAGGGCAUAUCGAGCUGGACCAGGAGGUCGUCCUUACACCAUACUGGCUCACCUCCACAACUACACCAACCGCCUUGAGAUUGUCUGGACAGCCAGUGAACAUUUGCCAGCUAUUCCAUGGCGUGGAGACCAUCAGGUGUCCACAGUAGGAUGAAAGCACCGUGUUGAACAUCACUGCAGUAUGACAUCAUCGAGCCCCGCCCUGGCCACCCUCCCACUCCAUUACCUUCCUCAGGCCCCCCUGUGGCCCCACCUCUUGCUGUCCUUCUGGCUUUGGAUCAGUGAACAGGUGGUUCAGGUGAGCCCCUCCCAUCAGCACUUUCACCCCCACUCCAUAAAGAUUCCAGGUGACAUCACUCUAGGGGGGCUGUUCCCCAUCCAUGCCCGUGGCCCCCAUGGUGUGAACUGUGGAGAGCUGAAGAAGGAGAAGGGGAUACACCGCAUGGAGGCCAUGUUGUAUGCUCUGGAUCAGAUCAACAGCGACACGGAGCUGCUCCCCAACAUCACGCUGGGGGCCCGGAUUCUGGACACCUGCUCCAGAGACACCUACGCCCUGGAACAGUCGCUCACCUUCGUCCAGGCGCUGAUCCAGAAGGACACGUCGGACAUCCGCUGUUCAAACGGCGAGCCGCCUAUCAUCCGCAAGCCUGAGAGGGUGGUGGGUGUGAUCGGAGCGUCAGCCAGCUCUGUGUCCAUCAUGGUGGCCAACAUCCUGCGUUUGUUCGAGAUCCCUCAGGUGAGCUAUGCAUCAACAGCUCCAGAGCUCAGCGAUAACAACCGGUACGACUUCUUCUCUCGAGUGGUCCCUCCGGACUCGUACCAGGCUCAGGCUAUGCUGGACAUCGUCAAGGCUCUGGGCUGGAACUACGUCUCCACUCUGGCAUCGGAGGGAAACUACGGAGAGAGCGGGGUGGAUGCCUUCAUGCAGAUCUCCAGAGAGGCCGGUGGGGUGUGCAUCGCUCAGUCAGUAAAAAUUCCUCGUGAGCCGACAGCCGGGGAGUUCGACAAGAUCAUCAAGCGUCUGAUGGAGACGAGUAACGCCAGAGGAGUGAUCAUCUUUGCCAACGAGGACGACAUCAAGCGUGUCCUGGAGGCAGCGAAGCGCGCUAACCUGACAGGACACUUCCUGUUUGUUGGUUCAGACAGUUGGGGUGCAAAGAGUUCACCAGUCACAGAGCUUGAAGACGUGGCAGAGGGUGCUGUGACCAUCCUGCCAAAACGGGCUUCAAUUGAUGGAUUUGAUCAGUACUUCACAUCUCGUUCUCUGGAGAACAAUCGAAGAAACAUCUGGUUUGCAGAGUUCUGGGAGGACGACUUCCGCUGCAAACUGACCCGUCCCGGAGUAAAACUGGACCCUGACAAGAAGAAAUGUACAGGUGACGAGCGGAUCGGCCGGGACUCGUACUACGAGCAGGAGGGGAAAGUCCAGUUUGUGAUUGAUGCGGUGUACGCUGUGGCUCAAGGCAUCCACAACAUGCACCAGGACCUGUGUCCAGGAAGUAGCGGAGUCUGCAGCGACAUGGACCCGGUGGAGGGACGCCUGCUACUCGACUACAUCCGAGCCGUCAACUUUAAUGCUCUGUGAUGGAUAUCAGUACCAACUAGAUGAGUUUACCUGUGAGACCUGUCCAUCAGACAUGCGCCCCGCCCCCAACAGAACCA
This is a messenger RNA of Melanotaenia boesemani (Boeseman's rainbowfish), 1720 nucleotides long. RefSeq names its product metabotropic glutamate receptor 4-like. The record is from RefSeq and is a predicted model, not a curated record. Gene Ontology annotation, biological process: regulation of synaptic transmission, glutamatergic; G protein-coupled glutamate receptor signaling pathway. Gene Ontology annotation, molecular function: adenylate cyclase inhibiting G protein-coupled glutamate receptor activity. Lineage: Eukaryota; Metazoa; Chordata; Actinopteri; Atheriniformes; Melanotaeniidae. The transcript is spliced from 9 exons. Gene Ontology annotation, cellular component: membrane. Bases 240 to 1643 code for a protein of 467 amino acids.